GGCGGGCGGGCGCGCGCGCGCGUGUUGUUGUGGCCCCGCGCUCGCUGCUGACGCUGAUGACGUCAUCAGCCUGGGGGGAAAAAUGGCGCCUGGUCGCUCCUGCUGACACUCUUAUUUGAGAACAAUGGAUGGAGAGCUUUUAUCACUCAAGUGGAACAAUCACCGCACAACAUUUUACCACGUCAUUAGCGGCCUCCGUAAUAAGGAGACUUACACUGAUGUAACGCUGGCGUGUGAGGGCAAGUUUUACCCCGUCCAUAAGCUGGUUCUGUCCACCUGUAGUGAAUACUUUAGUGAUAUAUUUGAUCGCACACCAUGUAAGAACCCAGUAGUUGUUCUUAAAGAUAUUCAGUGUCAAGACCUUGAGUUCUUGUUGGACUAUAUGUACAUUGGUGAAGUUAAUGUUAGGCAAAAUGAACUUUCUUCUCUCAUCAAGGCUGCAGAAUGUCUCAGAAUUAAAGGCUUAGCUGUGCCAGAUGAAGAACCUAAAAAGAGUAGUGGUAGUAGUAGUAGUGGGUGUACAACUAGUGUGCCUCAGGGCAGACAACGUCCAGAACAAACUAGUCCUCCCGCUAAGAGGCGCAGAGCGGAGGAGAGACGAGUCACGCCCAUCGGGACAGAACACAGUCCUGGCAGACCUCCUGGAGAUGGCCCUAACACCCCAGAAACAAACACUGCACGUCAGCAUAAUCCUAGUGAAGUUGUCAAUCCUCGAGAACAAGCAGAGGAUCAACAAACUGAUAUAAAUACAGAGGAGUCACCUGUACUCAUCAAAGUGGAACAACAGGAGAACUUUGAACAAUCUGCUAAUGAUGAGUUCUUAUCAGUACAAAGUAAUAGUUAUGAUGGUGGUGGGGGUGAGGAGGGCGAUGGUCCCCAUAGCUCUGAGGGCAACACAAAUGAUUUCCCUGAGUUUCUUCAGUCAACCAUAGAAAAGGAAGAACCAGUUGCCAUGAGCGAUUUUAAUCCUAGCGACUUCCCCGGACCAUCUGGUCUACAGAAUGUGAGUAUUGCCUAGUUUGUGAUGACUUUA
Messenger RNA from Cherax quadricarinatus, 1033 nucleotides. The record is from RefSeq and is a predicted model, not a curated record. Lineage: Eukaryota; Metazoa; Arthropoda; Malacostraca; Decapoda; Parastacidae.